AUGAUUAUCUACGAGGACAUCCUUUCCGGAGACGAGAUUCUCUCGGACACCUUCAAGAUCACCCCCGCCAAGGACUGCCCCAUUCUCUGGGAGACUGACUGCCGCAAGUACCUGAAGAAGAAGAACGAGGACUUCGAGCUUGCUGGUGCCAACCCCUCCGCUGAGGAGGCCGGUGAGGAGGGUGGUGAUGACGAGGCCGUCAUGGUUCACGACAUUGAGGACCAGUUCCGUCUUGUCUGGCUCAAGACCGAGGAGGGUCUCAAGCCUUCCAAGGACGCCUUCAAGUCCCACCUCAAGAGCUACCUCAAGAAGCUCAUGAAGAAGCUUGAGGAGACCGGUGCCAGCGCUGAGUCCAUUGCCGAGUUCAAGUCCAACGCCCCCGCCGCCAUGAAGAAGAUCAUUGCCAACUACGACAACUACGAUGUCCUCAUGGGCGCCUCUAUGGACGGUGAUGCCAUGCACGUCCUGAUUGACUUCCGUGAUGACGGUGUCACUCCCUACGCCACUGUCUGGAAGCACGGCUUCAGGGAGGUCAAGGUCUAA
Messenger RNA from Penicillium oxalicum, 543 nucleotides. RefSeq names its product translationally-controlled tumor protein. Gene Ontology annotation, cellular component: cytoplasm. The record is from RefSeq and is a predicted model, not a curated record. NCBI's taxonomy places the organism in Eukaryota, Fungi, Ascomycota, Eurotiomycetes, Eurotiales, Aspergillaceae. Gene Ontology annotation, molecular function: calcium ion binding. The coding region runs from base 1 to 543 and encodes 180 amino acids. The transcript is spliced from 4 exons.